Messenger RNA from Fusarium odoratissimum NRRL 54006, 174 nucleotides. RefSeq lists its product as uncharacterized. The transcript has a single exon. Lineage: Eukaryota; Fungi; Ascomycota; Sordariomycetes; Hypocreales; Nectriaceae. The record is from RefSeq and is a predicted model, not a curated record. Bases 1 to 174 code for a protein of 57 amino acids.
AUGCCUGGAUCAACCAGAAGCCUGCAGAAGAGGCUACUUCCAAGCUCAAUGGAAACCACGACCGCCGUGACGAGCUGGACGGUCUACGUGAAGAACUUGGUCAGGUUGAGAAGAAUAUCAUGUAUUUCACAAGCACUUUUCCGCCGCCAUCUGGACAACCAUUUUCUGCAGUGA